UGACAACAAAACUCUGACACAGUUGCUUGGGGUGUUUAUAGAGCAGGGUGGGAGGUGUUGCGGGGCUGUCAGAGAGCAAUCCGAUGAUGAAACAAAUGCAAAGUGGAGAAGCUUUAAUGGUGAUGGCCCUGGAUUGGGAAAGGCUCUCUGGGAGCUGGGCUUCCCACCUGCCAGCUCCAGGAGGUAAUUCAUCUUACAACACGGGAGUAUCAACAGAUACCACUUGCAAAGGAUUUCCCAUUUAUUCCUCAUGCCACUGUGGUGAAGUGGUGGAAUUUUUCACAUUCAGGAGACUGAGGCUCAGAGACACGAUAAAAUGUAAAAUCGUCAGUCAUUUCUGGAUUAGAGCAGAAGAUUUUCAACUUUGUCCUUUGUCACCUGUAGGAUGUGUAAAGGCUAACUGCUGGACUGCAUCUGGGUGAGGCCCAGGGAUAUGCACUUCUAACAAGUUCCCAGUAGGUCAAGACACAGAAGAAGAGCAGGAUCCCAACACCUCUCCUGUGCCCAUCGUAAUCUCAUCCUGUGUCUCCUUCCCGAAGACAAUCGCUGCCUAACACCAAAGUGUCUUCCCAUAGGCCUACACUAGGGCUGUUUACCACUGGAAGCCAGGGAAAGGGGGAGACUGGCCUGGAACCGUUGAAGAUCUGCCUGCAGGUCUGCUGUAGGGCUUGAGAUUACUGGAAGCAAAGAAACAAGGAGGAAAUUGCCCCUGAUCAGUAUAGACUGGUCCACAGAUCUCAUGAGUUAAUAGAUCUACUUUAGGGUAUAUCACCAAUCAAGAGAAGGAAAGAGGAGGGAACUGCCUUGAUCAUUACAGGUCCACCUCCAGUGGCAGCUGUAGUGGCCUUUAAGUGGCUGAAGACCAGCGCCUUCACAGGCCUACACCCAGACCUACUACCCUCUUUCCCCAUCCUGAUUGAGUCCCCUGUAUCUUGUUCGUGCCUUCAGUGGGGGUGAUUACAUGGGUCGCGUUCAGGAAGUGGGCUGGGUGACUGCAGGACUGGUGGUUUGGGCUGGUACCUGCUACUACCUUUACAAAUUAACCAAGGGAAGAGCCCAGAGUGUGAGGACACUUGCCAAAAAUGGGUCCAGAGUCAAGAUGGAGACUGUGGUUGGGGUACAGAACCAGACCUUGGCCAUGGGUGAAGCCAUGGCUGGAACAGAGACUGAGACUAGACCCAAGGCCACGACUGGAGCAGAAACUGAAGCAGGAGGUAGCGCUGGGGCUGAAGUAGAGAUUACCACCCCUGCUAAAGCCAGACCCAAAGCCAACUCUCAGGCCAUGACAAUGGCUGAGGCAGAGGCAGAGAUACAAUCGGAGGCCAAAACAGUGGCCAGAACAGUGGGCAUGACAGAGGCAGUGACUCUGACUGAGGCCCAGGUCAAAGCCGGGGAAGUGACUAUGAGAGAGGCCGUGACUCAAACGGACUAUGAGGCUGGGAGAGUAGUCAAGAAAGAGGCUGUGACCCAGACCAAGGCUAAAGCUUGGGUACUAGCUGCCAGGGCAGAGACCAAGAAAGAAGUAAUGACCCAGACCAAAGUGGAAGCUCGUAUACUGGCUGAAAAGGGGAUGAACAGAGUAAUGGUGACACGGAGCGAGGUCCUAGGAGUGAUCAGGGAAGUGUCCAAGAUGGGUGCCAUAAAUAAGACUGGAAUUGUGGCUGAGACCAAGGCAGGAGCCCUGGAAGAGACUGUGAGUGUGGCUGAGACUCAGUCUGAGGCCAAGCCUGCUAACACAGUUGAUGCUAAGGGAAAUCCUAAUACCGUAUCCAGGGCUGAAGUUGGAGCGGACAUGAGGUCGUGUGCACCAUCUCAGGCUGUGACCAAGAUCCACGUCGACAACAUGCCUGGUGCUGGGGUUGAGGUCAAGGGGAAUCACAAAACCAGGUCUCAGGCAGAGUCUAGGGCAGACAUGAGGGCUUCUGCCCAGCCUCAGAUUAUAGCCAAGACCCAGGCUGAGGCUAUGCUUGGGGCAAAGGUUGAUGCUGGGGUUAAUACCAAUGCCAUGUGUAAGGCAGGGGCAGGGGCAGAUAUGAGAGUUUCUACACAACCUCAGACUGCGGCCAAGAAACAGGGUGAGACAAUGUUUGGUGCCAGGGUUGAUGACAGGGGAAGCACUGAUGUCACAUCUAAGGAAAUGGCUGGAGCCGACAUGUGCGCUGCUACCCAACCUCAGGCUGUAGUCAGUGCUCAGGCUGAGGCUAUCCCUGACGCCCGGGUUAAAGGUAAAGGCAACUCCAAUGCCAUGUCUAAAACUGGGGCCAGGGCAAACUUGAGGGCCAAUUCCCAGCCUGAGACCUUGCCUGAUGCCAGGGUUAAGACCAGAGACAAUCCCAAUGCCAUGUCCAAGAUGGGGGCUGGGACAGACAUGGAGCUCUAUGCACAGCCUCAGCCUGUGGCCAAUGUCCAGGUUGAUGCCUUGCCUGAUGGCAGGAUUAAGGCUAAAGGCAAUGCCAACACCAUGUCUAAGGAAGGGGCUGGGACAGACACAAAGGCACAGUCUCAGGCUUCCACCAAGAGCCAGGUUGAGACCUUACCUGGUACUAGACCUAAGACUAAGGGAAAAGGCAAAAGCAAGUGUAAAGCAGGAGUCGGGAUAGAAAUGAAAACCUGCGCGCAGCCUCAGGUUGGGGCCAAGACCCAAGCUGAUGCUUUACCCGAUUCCAGGGUUGAUGGCAGGGGUGAUCCUAAUGCUGUUUCUAGGUCAGGGGCUAAGGCAGAGCUCAGGGCCUGUGGACAGCCUCAGACUAUGGCCAGUUCCCAGGGUGAGGCCUUGCCUGGUGCCAAGAACAAGGUCAGGGGCAAUUCCAAUGCUAUGUUCAAGUCAGGGGCUGGGCCAGAUACAAUGGGCUCUGCCCAGCUCCAUGCUGUGGCCACUUUCCAGGAUGAAGCCUCACCUAAUACUAAGAAUAAAGUCAGGGGCAAUCCCAAUGCUAUGUCUAAGGUAGGGACUGGCCCAGACUCAAUGUGUUCUGUCCAGCCUGAAACAGAUACAACAAGCUCUGCUCAGCCCCAGACUGAGGCAAGUUCCCAGGGUGAGGCCUUGCCUGGUACUAAGAACAAGGUCAGGGGCAAUUCCAAUGCUGUGUCUAAGACAGGGGCUGGGCCAGAUACAAUAGACUCUGCUCAGCCUGAGGCUGUGUCCAAUUCCCAAGGUGAAACCUUGCCUGGUACUAAGAAUAAGGUCAGAGGCAAGUCCAAUGCCAUGUCUAAGACGGGGGCUGGGCCAGAUACAUUGGGCUCUGCCCAGCUCCAGGCUGUGGCCAGUGCCCAGGGUGAAGCCUUGUCUGGUACUAAGAAUAAGAUCAGGGGCAAUCCCAGUGUUGUGUCUAAGGCAGAGGCCAGGGCAGAUGCAAUGGGCUGUGCCCAGCCUCAAACAGAUACAACAGGCUGUGCCCAGCCCCUGGCUGUGGCCAGUUCCCAGGGUGAAGCCUUGCCUAGUAUCAAGAAUAAGGUUAGGGGCAAGUCCAAUCCUGUGUCUAAAACAGGGGCUGGGCUAGAUACAGCGAACGCUGCCCAGCCUCAGGCUGUGGCCAGUUUCCAAGGUGAAGUCUUGCCUGGGACUAAGAACAAGGUCAGAGGAAAUUCCGAUGCUUUGUCUAAGACAGGGAAUGGGCCAGAUACAGUGGGCUCUCCCCAGCUCCAGGCUGUGGCCAAUUCCCAGGGUAAGGCCUUGCCUGGUGUAAAAAAUAAGGUCAAGGGCAACCCCAGUGCUUUGUCUAAAGCAGGGACUGGGCCGGAUACAGUGGGCUCUGCCCAGCCCCAGGGUGAAGUCUUGUCUGGUACUAAGAAUAAGGUAAGGGGCAAUCCCAGUGUUGUGUCUAAGGCAGAGGCCAGAGCAGAUAAAAUGGGCUCUGCCCAGCCUCAAACAGACACAACAGGCUCUGACCAACCCCUGACUGUGGCCAAUUCCCAGGGUGAAGCCUUGCCUCAUGUCAAGAAUAAAGUCAAGGGCAAUCCCAAUGCUGUGUCUAAAGUAGGGACUGGGCCAGAUACAGCAGGUUCUGCCCAGCCUCAGGUUGUACCCAAUUUCCAGGGUGAAGUCUUGCCUGGGACUAAGAACAAGGUCAGGGGAAAUUCCAAUGCUGUGUCUAAGACAGGGGUUGGGCCAGAUACAGUGGGCUCUGCUCAGCCCCAGGCUGUGGCCAAUUCCCAAUGUGAAGCUUUGCCUGAUGUGAAGAAUAAGGUCAGCAGCAAUCCCAAUGCUAUGUCUAAGGUAGAGGCCAGAGCAGAUACAACAAGCUUUGCCCAGCUUCAGGCUGUGUCUAAUUCCCAGGGUGAAGCCUUGCCUGGUGCCAGGAGUAAGGUCCGAUGUAAUCUUAGUGCUGUGUCUAAAGCAGACACUGGGCCAGAGACAGUGGGCUCUGUCCAGCCACAAGCUGUGACCAAUGCCCAGGGUGAAGCCUCAUCUGGUACUAAGAAUAAGGUCAAGGGCAAUCCCAGUGCUAUGUGUAAGGUAGAAGCCAAGGCAGAUGCAAUGGGCUCUUCCCAGCCUCGAACAGAUACAGCAGGCUCUGCCCAGCCCCUGGCUGUGGUCAAUUCCCAGGGUGAAGCCUUGUCUGGUCCUAAGAGUAAGAUCAGGAGCAAUUCCAAUGCUGUAUCUAAGGCAGAGGCCAGGGCAGAUAUAACAGGCUCUGCCUGGCCUCAGGCUGUGGCCACUUCCCAGGAUGAAGUUUUGCUUGGUACUAAGAAUGUCAGGGGCAAUCCCAGUGCUGUGUCAAAGGCAGAGGCCAGGGCAGAUACAAUGGGCUGUGCCCAGCCUCAAACAGAUACAACAGGCUCUACUCAGCCCCUGGCUGUGGCCAAUUCCCAGGGUGAAGCCUUGCCUAGUGUCAAGAAAAAGGUCAGAGGCAAUCCCAAUGCUGUGUCUAAGGUAGAGGCCAGAGCAGAUACAACAAGCUUUGCCCAGCCUCAGGCUGUGUCUAAUUCCCAAGGGGAAACCUUGUCUGGUGCCAGGAGUAAGGUCCGGGGCAAUCCUAAUGCUAUGUCUAAGGUAGGCACUGGGCCAGAUAUAAUGUGUUCAGCUCUGCCUCAAACAGUUAUAACAGGCACUGCCCAACCCCAAGCCAUGUCUAAUUCCCAAGGUGAAACCUUGCUUGGUGCCAGAAAUAAGGUCAGGGACAAUCUCAAUGUGGUAUUUAAGGCAGGGGCUGGGCAAAAUACAAUAGGCUGUCUUUCACCCCAGGUUGUGGCCAUUUCUCAGGAUGAGGCCCUCCUUGGUGCCAGAAGUAAGGUCAGGGCAAAUACCAAUGCUGAGUCUAAGGUAGAGGCUGGGGCACAUAUGAUGGGCUCUGGCCAGCCUCAGUCUGUGGCCCAUUUCCAGAGUAAGAUCUUACCUGGGACAAAGGACAAGGCUGUACCCAAGUCUGAGGCAGAAGCCACAGGAGAUGAGGGCUCUGCAAAGCCCAAGGCUGAGGCCAUGCCCACUUCUGAGAGUGGGAGUGGGAUAGGCACUCAGGCCUGCAGAAAGACUCGGCCUAGGGUCCAUGACUAUUACUGGAAUGGGAUUGGUAUUGAGGAUUGGAUUGCUUCUGAGCGAUGGAUCAAAUUUAGGUUUCAGGCCAGGGAUGGAUACUGGGAGAAUAGCAUGUCCUGGGCUGAUGAUGAGAAUGAAGCCAGUAUUGAGUCCUGGAGUGGGGCUAGUGAUAAGUCAAUUAGGUCCUGGGCUGGGGUUAAGGCUGAAAAUGAAGUUGGUUUUCCAUCCUCGGCUGCAGCUGGGGACCAGGCCUGUGGGGGGCUCUGGGUUGGGAGCAAGGCCAGUGGGAGUUCUUUGUCGGAGGCUGGGGACAUGGCCAUUGGAGCAUCCUGGAUUGGGGCUGAGAACCAGGCCAGUGGGGGGUGUUGGGCUAGCCUUGGGAACCAGGCUAUUGGGGAGCCCUGGGCUGGAGGUCAGGCCAGUGGGGUGUCCUGGGCUGGGGAAGAUGCCAUUGGAGGGUCCUGGACUGGAGCUGAGGAACAGGCCAGUGGAACGUCCCAGGAUGGGGCUGGGAUUCAGGCUAAUGGAGGGUCCUGGGCUGAAGCUAGAACUGGGAAUGUGGCUAGUAUUGGGUACUGGCCUGGGGAUAUGGAGCAGACUAGUGGAGGGUACUGGGUUGGGACUGGUGAUCUGUCUGGUGGAUCCAAGCCUAGAUUUGAGGAUCAGGCCAGUGAAAAUGUGUCCUGGGCUGACACCGCAGACCAAGCCAGUGGAGCGUCCAGGCUGAGGCCUGUGGACCAGUCUGGUGAGUCCUGGGCUAGGGCUAGGGAGCAGGCCAACAAAGGUUCUAGGCCAGGGUUUGUGAACCAGUCCAGUGUUGGGUCCUGGGCUAGCACUGGGAAUCAGGCCAGUGGAGGAUUCUUGGUUGGGACUGUGGACCAGGCCAGUGGGGGGUCCUGGGCUGGGACUAGUGAUCAGUCUGGUGGUGAGUCCAAGCCUAGGUUUGAGGAUCUGGCAAAUGCAGAAGCGUCUUUGGCUAGGGUUGGUGGCCAGGCUGGUGGAGGGCCUAGGUUGGGACCUGAGGACCAGUCCAGUGGAAGGUCCUGGGCUGACUCUGGGCACCAAGCCAGUGGAGGGUUCUUGGUUGGGGCUGUGGACAAGGCCAGUGGAGGGACCUGGGCUGUACCUGGGGAUCAGGCUGGUGGUGGGACUAAGCCUAGAUUUGAAGAGCAGGCAAGUGGAAGAGCGUCUUGGGCUGACAAUGGGGGCCAGGCUGGUGGAGGGUCUAGGCUGGGUCCCAGGGACCAGUCCGCUGGAGAUUCCUGGGUUGGCACUGGGGACCAGGCCAGUGAAGAAUGUAGGCUGGGGCCCGAGGAUCAGUCCAAGGGAUGGUUCUGUGCUUGCAGUGGGAGUCAGGCUAAUGCAAGUGGGUCCUGGGGUGGGGCUGGUGGCCAGGCUAUUGGCGGAUCUAGACUAGGGCCCACGACCCCACCCAGUGGUGGGUCCUGGGCUGAUAAUGGAAGUCGGGUCAGUGGAAGGUCUUGGGCUGGGACUGGAGAUGAGGCUAGUAGCUGUCCCAAACCUGGAUUUGAGGAUCAAGCCAGUGGAGGGGGGUUCUGGUCUGGUGCUGAGGACCAGGCUGUUGGAGGAUCUAAUCCAGGGCCUGCAAACCAGUCUAGUGGUGGGUCCUGGACUGGCACUGGGAGUCAGGCCAGUGGAAGGUCCUGGGCUGGGGCUAGGGAUGAGGUUGAUAGCUGUUCCAAACCUGGAUUUGAGGACCCAGCAGGUAGAGAAGGCUCCCAGGCUGGCAUUGGGGAUCAGGCUAGUGGAAAAUCUUGGGCUGCAUCUAGGCCUGGUAAUGAAGCCAGCAGAGGGUCUAGGCUGGGGCCUGAGGACCAGGCAAGUGGAGGGCCCUGGGCUAAGGCUGGUGACCAGGCCAGUGGAAGACCCCAGAUCAGUGCUGAGAUGGAGGCCAGUGAAAGAUCCUGGUUUGGAACUGGGGCUGAGACUAGUCCAGGGUCCUGCUUCAGGAGAGGGGAAGAGGCUGGUAUUGUAUCCAAACCUGGAGGUAAAAUCGAGGCCAGUAUUGAAUUCAGAUCAGGGGCUAAAGAAGAGGCUAAAAUUAGUUCCAGGUUUGGGGCUGAGGAUAAGGCCAGUAUUGGGUCCUGGAUCAGCUCUGAAGAGGCAGCCUGUAUGGAUUCCUGUGUGGGGGCUGGGGCUGAGGCUGGUGCUGGGACAGAGGUCGGGAAGGAGUCUUGGCUCUGGGACGGAGAUGCGGCCACUACAGGGUCUAGGCUUGGGGCUGAAGAAGAGGCUUGCAUGGGGCCGUGGACUUUGGCUGAGGAUGUAGAGGAGGAUGAGCUAAGUAGAGCAUCCAGCCCUGAUAUUGAGGAGAUCAGUUUAAGGUCCUUGUUUUGGGCUGACAGUGAGAAGAGUAAUGAGUUCAGAUCCAAGAGGGAGAGAAGCGUCAAUUUUGAGCGUGGAGCUGGAGAUAAGGCCAGUGCCGAGGAUAAGCUCGAGGCACCAACUGGUGGGGGAGCUGAUGAGAGGCCUUGGUUCUGGGAUGGUAAUGAAAACAGAAGUGAGGACAAACCUGCACUUAAGACUAAAGCCAAAAAGUCAGCUGAGUCAAGAGGCACAUAUCCAUCCAUGGUCCCUGGGGCAGGAAUGGGGUCCUGGGCAGGAGCCAUGAUCUGGACUGAAAUGAAACUUCCAUACCAAAAUGAGUCCUGCUUCCCACCUGAAGAUGAGCUCAGAAAGCAGAUCAGGUAUGAGGAGAAAACUCAGCCCUGGACCUGUCGCUGUAAACGCAAAGCUAAUAUGGAUCCACGAGAGCUUGAAAAACUAAUUUGCAUGAUUGAGAUGACUGAAGAUCCUUCUAUUCAUGAAAUAGCCAACAAUGCUCUUUAUAACAGUCCCGAAUAUCCGUUUUCCCAUGAAGUCAUUCGUAAUGCAGGUAGAAUCUCAAUUAUUGAAAGUUUGCUCAAUAAUCCCUAUCCGAGUGUUAGGCAGAAGGCUUUAAAUGCACUGAAUAACAUCUCAGUGGCUGCUGAAAAUCAUAGGAAGGUGAAAACAUACUUAAACCAAGUAUGUGAAGACACGGUCACCUAUCCCUUGAAUUCAAACGUACAGCUGGCUGGACUAAGAUUGAUAAAGCAUUUGACUAUUAUUAGUGAAUAUCAGCAUAUGGUUACAAAUUACAUUUCAGAAUUUCUUCGUUUGUUAACUGUGGGAAGUGGAGAAACAAAAGACCAUAUUUUGGGAAUGCUUUUGAAUUUCUCUAAAAAUCCAUCCAUGACAAAAGACUUACUCAUUGCCAAUGCACCAACGUCACUGAUUAAUAUCUUUAGCAAGAAAGAGACAAAAGAAAAUAUUCUUAAUGCUCUUUCACUAUUUGAAAAUAUAAAUUAUCAUUUUAAAAGAAGGGCAAAAGUAUUUACCCAGGACAAGUUCAGUAAAAAUUCCCUUUAUUUCAUAUUCCACCGACCUAAAGCAUGUGCCAAGAAACUCCGAGUCUUGGCAGCGGAGUACAGCGACCCCGAGGUGAAAAAAAGAGUUGAGCUAUUAUUAAGUAAACUCUGAUUAGUUGUAUGUUCCCAAACAAAUCUGAGUAAUAUUUUGGGUUUGCAGUCUUGGUGUAAUGCACACUGUAAAUUGCAUUACAACUUUGAAACUGAUGUUGCUUGUGAUGGCCUGUAGCUGGAUCACUUUAUGAACACCAAAUGAAUUCAAACUUGUACUGAAAAUACGUGUGUUGAUUAUUACCUUGUCUGGAUUGAGAUUUUUUUAGUAUGCUUCAUGAGCAGAAACUGACCUGAUUCUUCGUAAGUAAGGUAAUUUUUGGUCCUUUGUGUGGACUUAUGUUUAUACAUUUGAGACUUUAUUUUUAUGUUAUCAAUAAAGUUGUGUGUUUUAAGCAGAAAAAAGAGACACAUCUUUGUCCUUGAGUUUAUGAUCUAUUUGGAAAGGCAAGAUGUAUGGAAACAAAAAUAUACUAAUAAAACCACAAGCCUCUGAUCAUGGCCAAACCCUUCCCAUCUGUGCAGAAACUUCUGCAGGCAGCCGUGCUGAGGCAAAGUUGUAGACAGGAGGGGGACAUUUAGGUAAACUGGGCUUGAAGGAUAGGAUAAAAAGGGCAGGAGAGCAUUGGAGGAGGGAGGAGUGGUGGGAAGAAAGGCAUGGAGGUGGUAAUCCCGCUCCAGAGAGGAGGCUGGCCUGCCUGGAGUUUCAAGUGUGGGGAGGGAGGGGAAUGAUGGGAAAUGGAAUCCAUCAGUCUGGGAGCCCCUUCAUGCAGGAUCCCUGAUUGCUAAACUGAGGUGUCUGAAUGUUACUCCAUCCACCCCUGUUAGACCCCAAAGCCUUCUGUGAUCAGAAGAAUGAAAAUGAAAGGAAAAGGAUGUAGCUGAUUUGUGUGCAGGAUUGGAACACCAGUUAGGAAGUCACUGCCAUGGUCCAGGCACAAGAUAAUAAAAGUGUGAGACUUCACUACUGGCCAUGGGAAUGGCAAAAGGAAGGAAGUGAGAGACUUUGAACAAAGAAGUGAUGGAACAUAUCUUGAGGGCAUACAGAGAGGGACAAUUUUAUUUUAGGGUCCCGGUGGCAUUGAAUUGGAAAGCAUUCUCUUUCUUGGCCAACUCUGGUGUCUAUGUAAGUAAAUACAUUAGUUAUUAUUUUGAAAUACUAUGAAAGAAUAAUAGAAGAAAGAACAACGUUUAGUGCUUCUAUCAAUCAGAUUUCUUUUAGAAGGCUGAUUGAGGCAGAACCUUUAUGGAACCAUUGAGAGUGGUGUUGGCAUCAGUACUGUAGAAGACCCACCUCUCUCCCACCCUAGAGUGUGGUGAGGGUGUGGUGGGAGGGGCGCUUUCAAAGUGGGCUGGCGGGAGCAUACAUUGGUACAAGGUCCAUUUGGAUCCAUGCUUUAGAAGCCUUUAAGAUGUGCAUGCUCUUUGAGCCAGUAAUCCCACUUGUAGAAAUGUAUCUAUAGAAAAUUAUCAAAUAAUUGGCUUGUACAAAGCUGUGCAUCUUCAUACUGUUUUGAAGAGUGAAAACGUGCAUGACCCAAGUGUCUCAAAAUAGGCACUUGGCUGAACAAAUUAGGGUGUGUCUGCACAUUGAAACAUUUUGCGGCAAUUGAAAAUGGUGAUGGGCGUCUACACUUAUUUACUUGGAAAAAGUUCAGCAUAUAAUCUUAAGUGGGGAAAAUAGGCUGCAAGAG
Ailuropoda melanoleuca (giant panda) is the source of this 10631-nucleotide messenger RNA. RefSeq names its product armadillo repeat-containing X-linked protein 1. The record is from RefSeq and is a predicted model, not a curated record. Gene Ontology annotation, molecular function: protein binding. The transcript has 7 exons. The coding region runs from base 962 to 8998 and encodes 2678 amino acids. Gene Ontology annotation, cellular component: mitochondrion. Lineage: Eukaryota; Metazoa; Chordata; Mammalia; Carnivora; Ursidae.